UUUUAAUACUCGAACACUGGGCGGGUCCUUUCUGGCCACGAGGAACUCGCUUCCCUAAAGGAGCACCGCAUCCCCGAGUGCUGGCGCCUCAGCCUGAGAGGGCUGUCCCCAGGGUGGAUUACAGGUCUCACAAUGCCAAGGGAGCUCGACGGGAAGGCUCGGAUGCGUCCACAGGCAUCCCCCACGCCCACUGUAGGCCGCAGAGGGGUCGCGCCACCUCAGGCCCAGGACAGAUCUCAAAGGCGGCCAGCGUGGAGCCCGACUCUGCUCACCAUGCUCCGGGCCCCGCAGCGUGAGCGUAGGCGCCCGAGAGGCGGGCGCGGGGGUGGGGGCGAUGUCGGGCUGACUGCGCGCUCUGGCCCAGCCGCCUCCCUUUCCCGGCCCACACCCGCGCGGCCGCCCUCCGCCUGCCCGGGAGCUGAGGCUGGCGGGAGGGCGGGAAGCGGCCGACCAGUCUGCACCUGCAUGACCCGGUCGCGCGCCGCCCCCUCCCCUUUCUCUGCCGGGCUCAGUCCUCCUUCCUCUUCCGCCCCCUCCCUUCUCUCCGGGCGACAGCCGGGCUCCGCCCCGCUCGCGCGGCUGUCCGGCCGGCUGUGAUGUCACCAGGCCACGCCCCUGAUGUAAAUACUGGCGUCGGCGGCACCGCCUUCUCACAUUCUCAGGCUCCCGUCGCGGCCGCAGGUUUACCUUUUUUUUCUCCUGUCGUCGCCUUUUCUGCCUAUUCUCAUCCUUUCUCUCUCUGCUGUUCUGCGGUGUGACGAGUCGGAAUCCUCUCCCCACCCAGCCCGCGCCUUUCUUCUUUUCCUUGCGCUGUUCUAUUUCUCUCUUUCGGCCGCCGCCGCCACUGCUGCACAGCUGGUGUCGGUGCCGCGCUUUUACCCCCACGUCGCUCCCGCAGCCUAUGGCCCAGGCCGCCUUGGGUAUUUCUGCUCAAGGUAACCACAUCCCUCUUUAAAAAUUCCGCCAAAAAAGAGAAGACGCUUUACCCGACUCUUUGGGCCGUUAUCUCACGGCGAACUUUCUGACCAAGUAUACAACUACCCAGAGGGCCUAGGAGAAGUGCUGUAUAGAGAGCAGUUCGACUUCAACGCUGAGCCACCUUGGGAACCUAGCUGAUGAUAGGGGGGUUCCAUCUCCCAACUUGUCCAUGGAGGUCUUCACUUCAGAAAUCCAAGACUCAUAUUCAUCCAGCUUGGUGUCAAGUGGGCUGUUGCUGCCAGAAUUAUCUUGUGAUUAUUUGAGAGAUGUAUCAGUUUCUUCUGAAGUACAAUCAACUGUAGAAGCCUUUGUAGCAGUUUGUUGCAUAUUCUAAGGACCCAGACAUAGGCUUGGCGGCCCGUCUCUUGUUUUUCCUGGUUUAUGACUUUCGGCUUUGUGGAAUACGGCUGAGAUGAAAGGAUUUAUUGAUGAUGCAAACUACUCCGUUGGCCUGUUGGAUGAAGGAACAAACCUUGGAAAUGUUAUUGAUAACUAUGUUUAUGAACAUACCCUGACAGGGAAAAAGGCAUUUUUUGUGGGAGAUCUUGGAAAGAUUGUGAAGAAACACAGUCAGUGGCAGAAUGUAGUGGCUCAGAUAAAGCCAUUCUACACAGUGAAGUGCAACUCUGCUCCAGCCGUACUUGAGAUUUUGGCAGCUCUUGGAACUGGAUUUGCUUGUUCCAGUAAAACUGAAAUGGCUUUAGUGCAAGAGUUGGGUGUAUCUCCAGAAAAUAUUAUUUACAUAAGUCCUUGCAAGCAAGUGUCUCAGAUAAAGUAUGCAGCAAAAGUUGGAGUGAAUAUCAUGACAUGUGACAAUGAAAUUGAAUUGAAGAAAAUUGCACGUAAUCACCCAAAUGCCAAGAUUGUUUUUCAUUAGGUUCACUUGAUUCAUCCGUCGCUGGAUUUGGGAGCACUGGCAACAUAAUCAACAUACUUCCUACAAUCUUCAGGCUUCACAUGUGCUGAUGAUGAUGUAAACCAACUCUGCCCCAAUCAUCUCCCCUUCUCUUAGGGUCUUACUACAUAUUGCAACAGAAGAUAAUAUUGGAGGUGAAGAGGGUAACAUGAAGUUUGGCACUACCCUGAAGAACUGUAGGCAUCUCUUGGAAUGUGCUAAGGAACUUGAUGUCCAAGUAAUUGGGGUUAAAUUUCAUGUUUCGAGUGCUUGCAAAGAAUCUCAAGUAUAUGUACAUGCUCUAUCUGAUGCUCGAUGUGUGUUUGACAUGGCUGGAGAAAUUGGCUUUACGAUGAACAUGUUAGACAUUGGUGGAGGAUUCACGGGAACUGAAUUUCAAUUGGAAGAGGUUAAUCAUGUUAUCAGUCCUCUGUUGGAUAUCUACUUUCCUGAAGGAUCUGGUGUUAAGAUAAUUUCAGAACCCGGAAGCUACUAUGUGUCUUCUGCAUUUACACUUGCAGUUAAUAUCAUAGCAAAGAAAGUUGUUGAAAAUGAUAAAUUUUCCUCUGGAGUAGAAAAAACCGGAAGUGAUGAACCAGCCUUCAUGUAUUAUAUGAAUGAUGGUGUUUAUGGUUCUUUUGCAAGUAAACUUUCUGAGGACUUAAAUACCAUUCCAGAGGUUCACAAGAAAUACAAGGAAGAUGAGCCUCUGUUUACAAGCAGCCUUUGGGGUCCAUCCUGUGAUGAGCUUGAUCAAAUUGUGGAAAGCUGUCUUCUUCCUGAGCUGAAUGUGGGAGAUUGGCUUAUCUUUGAUAACAUGGGAGCAGAUUCUUUCCAUGAACCAUCUGCUUUUAAUGAUUUUCAGAGGCCAGCCAUUUAUUACAUGAUGUCAUUCAGUGAUUGGUAUGAGAUGCAAGAUGCUGGAAUUACUUCCGAUGCAAUGAUGAAGAACUUCUUCUUUGUGCCUUCUUGCAUUCAGCUGACCCAAGAAGACAGCUUUUCCACUGAAGCUUAAACAGGCAUUAACGCUUCUUUAGAUCUGAAGUUGCAGGUUAAGCUUGUCUGGUCAACAUUCCAGUGUGGAAAAGUAAUUUAAAUGAUCUUAUUCUCUUAAUUAUUUGGCAACAAAAACUAUUAGUAAUAGCUAUUUGGGACCAGACAAAAUCAGCUUUCAUCUAUAAUUCAUUGGGGAUAAUGGGAGAUUUCAAUGGGGAUAAUGUAUCCAGAUUUAAACCUACCAGUUUGUCCUACCCCUUAAGCGUUUAAAAUAAAAUAUGCAACAAAAUGGAUGACUUAGUGGAGAUGGAAGCCCAUUAAUUGGGUUCCCCAUUAAACCGUUUACAUACAAGAACACAGUUUUUAUACUAAGGAUUUGUGUUUAAAAGUCUUGUAAAGUUCAUGUCUUUCACCCAGAUAUAUCACAUGUUAGCAAAAGACCAGUGUGACUUCAUUAGAUAACGUUUAGUGUAUUUAGAAUGUGUAAAUUUGUGCUUUGAACUGUAGUUUAAUAAAUGUAAAAUUGCAUCAUAGGAUUUGUUGUAUUUGACCUAAUGUAACCCUUGUAUGAUUGCAAUAAAAUUUUGUGUAGAUUUUACUGUCUUUUCAGGCUAAAACUUCGGGAAAGGGGCUAGCUAGCAAAGGUAGUUUUGAAAUAGAUGUGUAUACGGACUGUUUUGAAGGGUUUUUUUUGUUUGUUUUUUUUAAUAUCCCAGUUAAGUUUUGUUUGGCUCAGUGCAUUUUUCAGUUAUUUAAUUAGUAAUUUAAGUAAAGUGUUUGGUAAAUCAUUGUGAAGUUCAGAUUCAUUAUGGAGAGUUGAUGUGCAGUAAGCAUGAUGUUUAACAAUUUUAACACCCAAAAUGUCAAUCCUGCAUAAAUGAAUUGUAAUAAUAAAUAGGUGUUUCUGUAUAGAUAGACUGCAUAGAGUACCUUAGUAAAUCUUUGAAUCACAAUCUUCUGGCUGAAAUGGAAGAUUCUGUUAAAUACUUUGAAUAAACUUAGGGGGAGGGAAAUAAAAUUGCAGAAAACUGCAGAGCACUAAAACUUAAAGAAGGGCUACAUCUUUAUCCAGAUACCUGUUGCUCUUUUGCACGGAAUGUUUAAAUUCAGAGUUGGGAUGGGGUUGGGGUAAAGCACACUUAUUUUCUUCAAUUGCAGUGAUUUCAAAUUUAGGAAUUUUUAAUUUUGGUUUGAGCUGUUCCCUUAGCUUCCUGUUAUUCCCGUUUGUUCUGCUUAGUCAUUACUUUUAAUUCUUUUCUUACUAAAAUUUUGUGGUGAUUGGGAAAGGGAGUUAGCAUCACUAACCUGACAGUUGUUGCCAGGAUUUUGCUUUGUUUACUGCUAGUAUAUUAGUAAUCCUAGAUCUGAGAAUAACAAUAGUAAUAAACAACAGGGGUCAUUUUUUCCUAACUUACUCUAUGUUCAGGUGCAGAAUUUCUGUCUCCCAAGAGGAAAUGUGACUUCACUUUGGUGCCAAUGGACAGAAAAUUCUACCUGUACUACAUAGGAGAAGUUUGGAAUGCACUUAAUAGCUGGUUUUACACCUUGAUUUUGAGGUGGAAAGAAAUUGAUCAUGAAUCUCUAAUAAAUUCUCUUAAACCAGUAGGUGCUUAAUAUUUUUUGAUUUGAUUAAUGCCCAUUUGAAUUUCUCGGGUUCUAUUAAUUAAAAAAAGUAGGACCCCAAUUUAUCGCCAUCAAAUUACCCUUGGACUUUUCCAAGGUAUAAUAUGGAGUUUUAUGCAAAAUUCCAAGCUACCUUGUAGAUUUUUUAAACCAUAACAAGGAGGGGGAACUGUUUCCUACCUUCUUCACAUGUUGUGCAUUGUCGUGGUCCAGAAAUGUCAAACCUUUUUAAAGAUGGUGCAACUUUGAGUCCUUGGCUUGGCUGUACUGGCUUUGAACUUCAUGGCAUAUCAACUUUGCCAUAUCUGUAGGAGAGCUGUUUGUGUGAAACAGCUCAGAGUUGCAAAUACCACUUGUGAAUGAUAGGGUAAUUUUAAGAAAUGUCUGUAUUGUAUUUGAAGACUGUUUGCCAUAAAUCUGAAAUUUGAACCUGUGUAUUUCAAUUUGGUAUGCUAAAAAGUUCUGAAUUAAUGUAAAGUUUUUGUUAUAAUAUUGUAAUCUUGGUUCAAAAGUUAACUGAAAAUAUAAAACCCAAGUGAUUUCUAUAUAGUAAAUUGAACUGUAAAGGUAACUUGUGUGUGAUUCUGAAUGCAUAGAUAAAUGUUUUUAUUCCUCA
This is a messenger RNA of Sapajus apella (tufted capuchin), 5108 nucleotides long. RefSeq names its product antizyme inhibitor 1 (gene AZIN1). Gene Ontology annotation, cellular component: cytoplasm. NCBI's taxonomy places the organism in Eukaryota, Metazoa, Chordata, Mammalia, Primates, Cebidae. The record is from RefSeq and is a predicted model, not a curated record. The coding region runs from base 2043 to 2888 and encodes 281 amino acids. Gene Ontology annotation, molecular function: ornithine decarboxylase activator activity; ornithine decarboxylase activity. The transcript has 13 exons. Gene Ontology annotation, biological process: positive regulation of polyamine transmembrane transport; negative regulation of protein catabolic process.